AUGAUGGCCUCUCCCGGCAUGGUGUCUACUGUGACCACGUCGCCGACGACGCCGUCGACCGGGUCCGAGGGGCGGCCUGACCCGCUGCUGGCCGCGGUCACCGCGGAGAGGAAGCGCAAGCGCAAGGAGUCGAACCGGCUGUCCGCGCAGCGGUCCCGCGAGCGCAAGCAGCGGCAGCUGGACGACCUCACGGCGCAGGUGGCCGCGCUGCGCGCCAGGAACGGCGCCAUGGACGCGGCCGCCCGCGACGCCGCGCGCCGGUGCGCCGCCGUGCAGGCCGAGAACGCGCUGCUGCAUGCCCGGACCAUGGAGCUCAGCGCGCGCCUCCAGUCCCUCACCGAUCUCAUCCAGUGCAUGGAAGACGCCAGCAGCAUGUACCAGCAGCAGCAGCAGCUGCCGCUGGUCGACGCCACCAUCUACAACUACUACUGCUAG
Molecule: messenger RNA, 435 nt
Organism: Miscanthus lutarioriparius
Lineage: Eukaryota; Viridiplantae; Streptophyta; Magnoliopsida; Poales; Poaceae
Source: the annotation of a GenBank genome assembly